Molecule: messenger RNA, 1357 nt
Organism: Wyeomyia smithii (pitcher-plant mosquito)
Lineage: Eukaryota; Metazoa; Arthropoda; Insecta; Diptera; Culicidae
Gene: Yif1
Product: protein YIF1B-B
Exons: 5
Coding region: 135-1256 (373 amino acids)
Biological process (GO): endoplasmic reticulum to Golgi vesicle-mediated transport
Cellular component (GO): endoplasmic reticulum membrane; endoplasmic reticulum-Golgi intermediate compartment; Golgi membrane
Source: RefSeq, a predicted model, not a curated record
GCGUGUAUACCUUGUAGAACUGUCAUCAUACUUGGCUCUUAGAUCAGGCCUGCAUAGCAUUCUAUUUUUUUUGUGAAAGGACAAUAUUAUUCCGCAUCUAUAUAGAAGAAUAUAAAUAGUUGAAUUGAGUAACAAUGAAUUACAACGCUAACAGUCGCAUCCCCUCAGGUACAGGCCCGAAAAAACCUAAAAGGGUUAGUGACGUGAACGCCAUGGGUGCGCCACCAUUCAGUACAUUUGAACAAACAGCACAACCUGUUAUGGGCAACGUUGGUUUCAUUCCACCAACUUCUGGAGCAAAUCCGUACAUAUCAAACAAUGUAUAUGAUUUCCAACAAUACGCAGGCUAUCCCAGUGUAUCGCAAGCACAUUCACCACAACAAUCAGUUAUACAAUCGAAUCAAAAUUUGCCAAAUCAGCAGACUAGCGUUAGUUCAGGAUUCCCUAACCAAUUUGUUGUUUUUCAACAACCAAUUGUGCAGGACAUGGCAUUACAAUAUGGUCAAAAGUUAGCUGAUCAUGGUAAGGAGCUAGUGAACACGCAAUUCGAAAAAUACGUUCCAGUUACCAAACUUAAAUACUACUUUGCUGUUGAUAAUAAGUACGUCAUUAAUAAACUCGGAUUAAUUUUUUUCCCGUUUUCUCAUAUGAAUUGGUCCUUAAAAUAUGAUCACGACAACCCGGUUCAGCCGCGAUAUGAUAUAAACGCUCCUGAUUUAUAUAUACCGACAAUGGCAUAUAUCACGUACGUCGUUUUAGCUGGUUUAGUGCUAGGAUUUCAAAAUCGUUUCUCUCCAGAACAAUUAGGAAUUCAAGCGUCCAGUGCAUUGGCAUACAGCAUUUGCGAACUUGUGAUAUAUAUAUUGACUCUGUACAUUGCUAACAUAUCAACAACAUUGAAAACGCUGGAUUUAUUGGCUUUGAGUGGUUAUAAAUAUGCAUCAAUUGUGUUUAUUCUACUCUGCAGCAUACUUCUUAGAAAAGUUGGUUACUAUCUCUCAUGGUUAUAUGUCAGUGCUUGUCUUGCAUUUUUUUUGCUACGCACUCUUAAGGCUAAAGUGCUAUCGGAACCAGCACAAACCCACGAACCACCUUCUUACGAUCCAUAUCGUCAGCAACAGCAACAAUUUGAACACAGCGUGGGUCGUAAAAGAAAGCUGUAUUUUUUAUUUUUGGUUACCGGAUUACAACCGCUGUUGGCGUUUUGGUUGUCGAUGCAUUUGAUUCCAAAUGAUGUAGUUGCAAAUGUUCAGUGAUUUACAGUUUAUAACAGAGCUGUUACUUAUUCUAAAUGUUUGGUAAUUUAUGUUUUUUGUAAAGCACUGUUAAAAAAAUAACUAAGUAAUCGAUGUGUGAA